AUGCCUGAGGAUGACGAUUCAAUCAACAACGGCAUCAGCGUUACAGCAUAUCCUGAUAUUGUAUACACCAUCGAGCCAGUCAUCACACAUGUCACUUACUUGCUACGAAUGGUACGUUGGAAGCAGGGCUAUACCCGUCAAUCAAUUGCAGCGCUGCUUGUUUGGACUUUUGUUUGGUUUCAUCCUUUUAUUGUUGCCUAUACACUACCUAUAUAUAUCGCUGUAUUUGUGUACUAUGGUUUCAUGACCGAGACACCCAUCCACGAGAAGGCUUCGACCGCCAACGUGCAAGACAACCUCACCGCCAAACUGAAAGAGAUUCAAUACGAACUAUCCAUGAUGUUACCAAGUGCAGAAUUCAAGGAUCAAUUUAAACAGUACUGUCGAUCAUUGUUUGUGCUUUCUAUUUACCAGAAAUUGCUGCAAUUCGUUUCGGUCUACACCAUUUGGAUAACUUGUUUGGGGUUGUUUGGUCUCGACAAAAUGAUCUGGUGCCUUGGAUCCAUUGCAUUUACUUGGAAUAGCCCUUUGUUUAGAGUCAUUCGCUAUUCAUAUCACAGGGCAGCAUUCAUUCUUCGUCAUGCCAAUCGCGUCAUUGUUCCACAAAAGGCCAUGACUUCACCACACAAACGCAGCAAGAGCCAUGAACAUUUCGAUCGUUGCUAUCAUUUCAAGGUGAUUGAGCAUCAACGCUGGUGGUUUCAUAAAGGAUGGACAGCUCUGCUAUUACCCAACGAAAGACCAGAAUGGUCUGACGAAUACCUUAUUCGAGUACCAUCUACUCAAAAGUUCCAGUUACCGCCUCCCACUACCAAAGUUGAUCCAAAAACGCAAAAAAUGACCACCAUCACAUGGCAGUGGGUAUCUCAAGAAUGGCAGAUAGAUGAUAAUCGCAAUGUAGACAAAGAUGGAUGGGAAUAUGGCAAUUGGAAUUGGGAAUCAUGGGGAUCCAAAUCCUCUGGUUUGCGUGUGCUCACAAGACGUCGGCAUUGGGUCAGGAACGCCCGUCUCAUCAUCAAGGAAGCGGAAGAGGGCUCUUCCCAUCAUCCUGCACCUAUUCACAUCAAAAGAUCAAGCUCUUGUUCAACUUCGACUUCUGUAUCAUUAUCUUCUACAUCUUAUUCGUCAUCUGUGGAUUCAUCGUCGUCUUAUCUAUGCACGACACCUACAUCCUAUACCUCCAACACAACAACAGAUCUCCUUCACAGGUUUCAAACAAAGUCGUAUUCCACGAGUACCAUCAGUCAAAAUCACCAUCAAACUGUGGAACCAGCAUCGCCAUUUUCUGAUACUGCUUCCACUGUGGAUAGCCAUUUCUGGUUGCGCCGGUAA
Messenger RNA from Mucor velutinosus, 1332 nucleotides. RefSeq lists its product as uncharacterized. The transcript has 2 exons. NCBI's taxonomy places the organism in Eukaryota, Fungi, Mucoromycota, Mucoromycetes, Mucorales, Mucoraceae. The record is from RefSeq and is a predicted model, not a curated record. The coding region runs from base 1 to 1332 and encodes 443 amino acids. Gene Ontology annotation, biological process: peroxisome organization. Gene Ontology annotation, cellular component: peroxisomal membrane.